Molecule: messenger RNA, 1429 nt
Organism: Microbotryum saponariae
Lineage: Eukaryota; Fungi; Basidiomycota; Microbotryomycetes; Microbotryales; Microbotryaceae
Source: the annotation of a GenBank genome assembly
AUGGUACGUCGCUACAAACACAUACCACCACGAGUGUUCCUAAGCGAAUAGUAUACCCCAUGUCGUGACAGAACAUCACCGUCAUCAACAACGCCGCGCAUCUGAACCAAUGCACGGGGGCCGGCACCGUCAGCAUCAUCGACUUUCAUGCUGUGAGAACAAGGGUACGUAUGAAAGCACAUGAAUCCCCGACUGACCCGUAUUCUUUUACGUUCCUCAUCGCGCGACGCGACCAGACGUGGUGCGGCCCAUGCCACGCGAUCGCCCCUGUCUUUCAAGCCUUGGCCCAGCAAUACGCGGGUAGGAUUCAGGUGCGUCGUACAAGGGUCGAACCUAGUCUCUAGGAAGAGGCUAGCAGGGCCCGGACUGAGACCCCUCCGUCGCCUUGUUGGAUCCACCACAGUUCUUCAAAGUGGAUGUCGACCAGGCGCAAGACGUCGCAAGUCAAUUCGCCGUCUCGGUUAUGCCCACCUUUGUCGUCCUGAAUGGCAACAAGAAGGUAGCCGAGGUGAGCGCCAACCACGAUGUAGGAUACAGAGGCUCGUACGAGCAGGACCGCUAAAGUUCUGACUUUGGUCGGCCCCCAACAGAUGAAAGGAGCCGAUCCGAACGGGUUGAAGCAACUCGUGGCCAAGCAUGCGCUAGCACCCGGGGCAUCGACUUCGGCUGGUGGCAGUGCUUCUUCUUCUUCUUCUUCAGCAGCACCGACGGAGAAGGGUCUUGAAGGCUUCGUGAGUGACUUGGUCAUCACUCGAGUAGGCACCAGGUGUUGUCGGUUCGAUCGAACUGACUUGAUCGUGCGAUCGACACUGGACGCCUCCUCGGAUCACGGUGUCGAACCUCAUAGACCGUCGUGAAUUCGGGCAUCGAUAUGGCUCAGGUGCAUUGCCUCAACGAGUCCGCCGACCACACUAUCCGACACUUGCUUCGAGGUGAAGGAGACAAGUACUUGGAGUCCGAUGCCGACGAGCAAUUGUUGUUGCAGAUCCCGGUACGUCCGAGACUCGGGUCGUGUCCUCAAGGUUAGUUUCACAUAAGACUUGUUUUGGAAGCUGAUAUGCGACCCCUUUUAAAGACCCAAGCUCUUCGCAUCCGCGCCAUUCGCUUCAAGACCAUCUCCUCCAAGCUCCCCCAAGCGCCCAAGAAGAUCCGUCUCUUCGUCAACGCCGGCUCGACCCUAACCUUCGACGAUGCCGAAUCGCUCGAACCCGCUCAAGAGAUCGAAUUGAGCGAGAAGCAAGCCAAGGGUGAAGAAGCCGUUCAAUUACGUUUCGUUAGGUUCCAGAAUGUGACCCUUUUGUCGGUGUUCGUGGCUUCGAAUCAAGGGGGCGAGGAGGUGACGAGGUUGGAUGGACUCGAGUUGAUUGGGGCUUCGAUCGAUGGGACCGACAUGAGUGCAUUGUCAAAGGGGGAUGAUCAUGAUCAUUAG